ACCAUCGAUUGGCGGGUAUCCCGGAUUUCUGGCAACAUUGAUUUUCGUCCCAGCUCUAGCGUACAACAACAAAACAAAAUGGAGGUCUUUGAUGUGUGUGUCGCGUUGUCUUGAAAUUUGCUGCUAGAAUUUUGCGUUAAACGCUGUGAGCGAAUGUGUUUCACUGCGAAUAUGUCAAAGGUCGGCCAUGAAGUGCGCGAAACACGAAACACAAAUGACUUUUACCCAAUAAAAGCAACAACAAGAAGUUAAAUUGCACACCAGUUGUAAUUAAGUUUAGUAGUUAGAACCCACAACCAACUAAUAUAUAAUCAUAAUCGAUAAGGCGAAGGUGGAUUGAGACACCAGAGACCGACCAGAUCCGCGGGGUAAAGUGAGAAGUGAGGAACGAACCUCUGAACCCCUGAGAAGUGAAACUUCUCCGCAAUUGUCUGGCUCUCAGUCAUCGACUACCUUUAGGCUUCCGACAUUUUGACAACGGCCACGCGCAGAAAGCAGCAUCAAAAUUAAGCCAAUUGACGACCAAAUCUGAAACGCAGCGGCGUCGCGUCUUUCGACGCGUAACGGACAUUUCUGUGUGCGCUGCGUUUAAAAAAUCUGAUGGAUGGAAAUGCACAAAAUAUGUUUCACGGAAAUCAUCAAGGAGAUCCCUAUUACCGUUAUGAUGCGGCAGCCGCCGCAGCAGCCGCAGCCGCGGCGAACCCGCGUGCGAUGGGACCGCCUGGCGGGUAUCCUCCGCGCCACCGCCCCCCACAUCCGCUACAGCAACAGCCCCAAUACCCAUCGUACCAGCCAACGGCGGAGAAUCUCUACGGGCUGGGGGCCGCCGAUCACCAGGCGGCUAUGGGCCUCGGCGUUGGAGUAGGAGUUGGGGCCGGGAUGGGCGAUUUAAGCGGUUGGGGAGCGGCGCCCUCGGUUCCGGGUCAGGCAGCGGCUUAUCCCGGAGCCGGACUGGGGGCCUAUGGGCAUCCGCAAGCGGCUCCACCAGCGCAGCAACAGCGUCAGAGCAACGCCAGCGCAUACCGUCAACACAUGCCCGCCUAUGGACAACAGGACCAGCAGAAACUUGCUUCAUACGGCGCGCAGCAGAGCAUGAUGGCGGGGUACGGAUCACUGGCGCCCCAGCAGCAACAGCAGCAGCAACCGCCCACGCCCCAGCAGCAACAGCAAGCACAGCAGGUGCAACAGCAGGCGCAGCAACAACAACAACAGCAGCAGCAGCAGAGUCAGCAGCAGGCUCGACUGCCGCAGCAUUAUCCGCAAGCUCCUGGUCAGCAUCCAUUGUAUCCUGGAGUGGGAGCACCCACCGUCCAGGCGGGACAACCUCCCACGCCUCAAGCAUAUGCUCACAGUCCGUACGGAAGUCCCAUGCAACACCAACCGAGUAGAGGAGCUCCCCAGCAUGUGGGCUACGGUCAUACAGGACUAGAUCAGGCUUCUGCUUACGGGCAGCAUGUGCCGGGAGGAGCGCCACCGGGACACCACUUGACGGCGCAGCAGCAGCAGGCUGCGCAGCAAUUGGGUGCCCACCAGCAGCAGCAGCUCCAAUCGCAGCAGCAACAGCAGGCCCAGCAGCAGCAACCUCACGUCUCGCUAAUGCAGCAGCAACAGUUGCCGGGUGCCGGAUUGCCGCCACCGCAUAUGGGUAUGCCUCCUAGUUACGGAAGCCACCAUCAACAGCAACAGCAGCAACAACAGACCCAGCAGCAACAGCAGCAGGCAGCGCCGCCUUACAUGUCCAGCAGCAAGCAUCAACAGGCGGCUGCCCAGCUAAAUUCCUCGCCCCAGUAUCGUGCACCUUUCCCUCAGCUUUCCCCACAAAUGUCGCCACGUCCUCCGACGAUGUCGCCGCACCCACAAAUGUCUCCGCGACCAGUUGGCGUGUCGCCGGCGAAACCACCACCCCCUCAACAGCAGCAACAACAAACGCAAGCGCAGCAGCCGCAACAGGUUGUAAGCAAUCAGCCCAGCCAGCACAGCAUUCAAGGCAUGGUAGGCCUGCCAUCGCCGCGCCCACAGCCGCCCACAAGUGGAGCAGGCGGAGCGGGAGCGAAGGGUCCUGCGCCAGUUGCUGCUCCCGUAAACACAUUACAGGCCCUCGAACAAAUGGUGAUGCCAUCACAGGCUCUCGGACUACCACCCAUGGACUACCCAUCAGCCUACAGAAGUGCCGUGGGUCCUAGGAUGCCAGCUUCCCCCCAACAACAGCAGCAACAACAUCAACAAUGGGGGGCGGCUCAUGGGGCACAGCACUUGGCGGCCCUGCAGCAGCAGCAGGCCCAACAACAACAACAGCAGGUACAACAGCAGCAACAAGCACCUCCGCAGCAGCAGCAACAGGCGGCGAUGUUGCAGGCUCAGCAGCAACAUCACCAGCAGCAGUUAAGCAUGUAUGGUCAGCCGAUGGGACAGCAACAGCAACCACAAACCGCGCAGCAACAAGUUGUCCCACCGGUGACUUCACAACCGCCAGUGGUGGCCGCCUCUCAGCAGCAGCAACAACAACAACACCAGCAGCAAUCACUCAACGAUCAAUUGCAGCACUCGAUCAACGAUAUUGUUGGGGGUGGUAACAGUAGUGGAGCAACAGGAGGUGCUCAGAAUCAGCACCAGCAGCAACCCCAACUGGCGGCCAUGUCUUCGCCGUUGCAUCAGCAAAAUCUGCCUAACAUGCACCAUUUAAUUCAACCUACCAUGGAGACAACACAGCCGACGCAGCAGCAACAGCAAACGUCACAACAACAGCAGCAACCGCAGGCGACUUUAACAUCGCCGCACCACCAGCAAAUGCAGCAUCAGUCUCCAAUACACCAGCAGCAACAGUCGCCGCACCACCAGCAACAUCUACCCAGCUAUAAUCAGUCGCAGCAGCAAUUCGAUCCAUUUGCUAACAUACUAGGAGACAAUCAACCAGCUGCAUCCCAACAGACAAUGUCGCCCGCUCAUGUAAGUUCGCCGGUACCCGCGCAAAUGCAACAGCAGCAGCAGCAACAUCAAACCCAACAGCAACCAUCCCAACAAGUACCACAAAGCCAGCAACAACAGGUGUCGCAGCCGCAACAGCAAACGCAGCAGCAGCAACCCUCGACCCCAUCACAUCACCUAAGCAGCAUUCUCAAUGAAACAGCCAACUCGAAUGAUUCCUCCACCUUGGCGGUGGCUGCUAAUGACAGCAACAACAGCAGUAGCAAUAGUAGCACCAAUAGCAUUGUCAACAACCAGCCCACGUCGGUGCACGACAGUAAUUCGCAAAGCAGCGUUAACAGCAGCAGCAACAACCAGCAACAGUUGCUCAUGGACAACACGAAUUCGCACGGAGGAAAUUCGGAAUCGGCCCAAAAUGUUGGAGUAGAUGUUGGUCUUUUUGAUAACAACUCGAUGUCCUCAAAUUCAGCAGCAGUUGCUGCCGUGGCCUCCAAUGCAGCUUCUGCAGCAGCAGCACUUUUAGAUAGCAAUUCUCAGUCCUCGAAUGCGGAGUUUGAGAAGAAUCAAAGCGAAGGUGAGGGACUCGGUGUUGUGGAAGGAGUUAUUGCCAAUGAAACUGAUUUGCCACAGGAUGAGAACAGUGUUUCUAAAACUCAAGACAUAACUCUAAGCACGGAAUUGCCAACAAUACAAGACGAUCUGCAAGAUAAGCCCACCGCUGAGAUGGAACAAACUCAACUGGGACAAUCUUUAGGGGAUUUAUCUAAAUCUUUGUUGGAGGAACCCAAAAUAGUUGAGGAAUCAGGAGAGGAUAAAGCUCAAUCGGCACCUGGUGUUGCACCGUCUGCAGAUCCUAUUAUCCCUGUUACACAACCGCCUCAACAACAGAUGCCUCCCAUAGGGAUGCCCAUGCAUCCUAUUGCCCCCGGAUAUGAUGCCCAGGCUCAGGGACAAGGGCACAUGACUCCCAUGAUGCCUCCGUAUGGAGGAGCGCCAGGAAUGUAUCCACCUUAUCCCAUGCUGCAUCAACAAGAAAUUGCUGCACUGCAGCAGCAGAUACAGGAACUGUAUUGCAUGCCUCCAGGACAUGAGCUUCAACACCAAGAUAAGUUAAUGCGAAUGCAGGAGCGAUUAAAUCUUCUGACGCAGCACGAGGUAAACGAUCAGUGUGCUGGCGGUCCACAGUGCUUAUUGUUCCAAAACGUUCCGCCAAUGUAUGGACCACCAGGAAACCCUCUACUCAACCAGCAAAUGGUAGAGAGCCCUCAAGUAUCUAGCACCACGGGAAGAGGUCGAGGAAAGAGUGCCAAUAAGCCACGCAAGCCUCGCGCCAAGAAGGGUGAAAAAGCCCAGGUGGGUCAGCAGCAAGAUUUGAUGGACAUCAGCGGCAAUGUAGCAAUGGGAGCAGCCAACGCCGUUUCAAGUAUCCCAACAACACAACUACCCGUCUCUGAGGAUUGCGUGACUCAAGGAGCGGGAGAUACCAGUGUGGUCGGUAUGCUGGAGUAUAGUGAAGGGAUGGGUGAUCUUUCUCAAGAUGUGCACUCAGCCAACGAACUGGAUACCUCGACUGAUGGUAGUGGCAAAAAGAAGAAGCCCCGCAAGCCGAGAACACCUAAGGAUCCAAAUAAACCCCCACGAGAUAGAACGCCGAAGGCGAAGAAGCCCAAAGAUCCUAACGAUCCCAACUCUACCGAGACACCAGCAGCAGGAAAAAAGCGAGCUGGUGUUAGUAAACGCAGGAAACAGUACGGAGAAGAUGGGGCUGAGCAAACGGGAGAAGGUAGCGAAGUGGAAGACAACAAGCCACUGGUACCAAAAGCAGGAUCUGCUGAUGGUGAAGCUGAAACCACUUCGGCAGGAACUGGAGUGGAUGGAGAAUCUCCAGACUACGAUGACAUUCCCGUUUCAAAAAUUCCGCGUGGCGCCAAUGAAGAUGAAAAGGAAGCGGAGGCCGGCGAUGAAACAGUAGACUCUGUUCCAGAUUCGGCAGGAGAUCCUGCUUCUACACCGAGCAGAAGAGAUCGUAAAAGAUCCACUGCAAGGAGUCGCCGCAAUGCAAAUUCUGAGGAGGGAGGCAGUGCUCGCAAGAACCGUGGAUCUCUUUCCGCCAAGGCACUAAAGAAGCGAAGGAAUAGGGGUCGCAUUGUACCUGAAUCCGAUGGCGAAGAUGACACACUGGACAGAACUCCGCCUCCAUCACCGCCACCAGACUCUGAAAUGGAUUCCAACAAGCGAAGAUCGUCAAGGAAUACUCAAAGAAAGAAAUACAUCGAUGAUGUUAUGCUAAGGUUCUCCGAUGAUGAGAACUCUCUCUUAGUGGCUUCUCCCAUAAAGAAGGAUAAGAAACCAUCUGCGAAUGCGAGUAAUUCCAAUGCAGGAAGUGAUGUGGAAAAAACGGAACCUCAAUCUGGUGCCGAGGGAGACGCUGCCCAGGAGGUGGGUGAAGAAAAGUCUAAUCUACCACUGGAUGAAAGCAGUCAACUGGAAGCCAGUUCGAGUACUUCUGCAGCAGCGGAGAAGGAGCGACAAAUCUCUACUGAUGCUGCAAAUGCAGCCAUGUCUUCCAAACCCAAUUACGUGUACAUAAACACUGGCGAUGAGGACAGCAUGGUGGUUCAAUUAGUUUUAGCCAUGCGAAUGGGAAAGCGGGAACUUAUUCCGGACAAACCCAAAGAAAAAACACCCGAACCUAAACAAGAUGAAGAGAAAUCUGAAUUAGAUGAAGCCACAACUGAUAAUCCUGAGGGAGAUGAAAAAUCCAAAACUGAGGGUGAACCCAAGAAAGAUUUAACCGAUACCGAGGAAACGAAACUAGAAUCCUCCGCAAUGGAAGUAGACAGUAAGGAAGAAUCCGAGCCUGAUGAUUCUAAGAAAUCUGAUGAAGACAAUAAGGACAAGGAUAAAAUGGAAGUAGAUGAUGAAGCUGGAAAAUCAGAUAAAGAAAGUAAACCAGAAGAACAAUCAGAAACAGUGAAAACUGAAGAAAAUUCUGAAGCCACCGAUGAAGGCAAAUCCUCCAACGUUUCAACAGCAGAGCACGCCAAGGAACCUAAGACUGUCUUGGAAAAAAUGGAGGUUGAUGAAAAGGCAGAUGAUGACCAAUCGCCUGUAUCAAAAGCAGAGGGAUCUGACGAAAAAUCUAUUGAUGACUCCAACCCCGAAGAGGCUACUACAGAAAAGAAUAAGGAAAGUUUGGAAAUGGAAGGGGAAAAGGAGUGCGUCAAGGAGGGAGAAGAAUCCGUUAAGAAAGAGAAUGACGAGAAAACAGAAGCUGAUAUGGAAAAUAAGCCAGAGCCCGUCUUUAUCGAUGUGGAGGAGUACUUUGUGAAAUAUCGCAAUUUCAGUUAUCUACAUUGCGAGUGGCGAACGGAAGAGGAACUAUUAAAGGGUGAUCGUCGCGUAGCUGCUAAGAUUCGUCGCUUUCAGCAAAAGCAGUCUCAGCAGUUGAAUAUAUUUGAGAAUAUCGAAGACGAGCCCUUCAACCAGGACUUUACUGAAGUGGAUAGAGUGUUAGACAUGUCUGUGCAUACAGAUGAAACCAGUGGAGAGACUACAAAGCACUACCUGGUAAAGUGGAAGUCACUUCCCUAUGAGGAUUGCACUUGGGAGCUAGAAGAAGAUGUAGAUAACGACAAAAUCGAGCAGUACCUGCGCUUUAACAAAAUCCCUCAAAGGAGCGAGUGGAAGUCUAAAAAACGACCGCAUCCAGAAUUGUGGAAAAAACUGGAAAAGACGCCCGUCUAUAAGGGAGGAAAUAGCCUUAGACCCUAUCAACUUGAGGGUCUUAAUUGGUUGAAGUUUUCAUGGUACAACACCCACAACUGCAUCCUCGCUGACGAAAUGGGUCUUGGAAAAACUAUUCAAAGUUUGACAUUUGUGCACUCUGUAUAUGAGUACGGGAUUAGAGGACCUUUCUUAGUUAUAGCUCCCCUAUCUACAAUUCCAAACUGGCAGCGAGAGUUCGAGGGCUGGACGGAUAUGAACGUAGUUGUUUAUCACGGCUCGGUGACAAGUAAACAAAUGAUACAGGACUAUGAAUAUUACUAUAAGACAGAAAGUGGAAAGGUAUUGAAAGAACCAAUCAAGUUUAACGUUUUGAUCACCACUUUUGAAAUGAUCGUGACAGACUACAUGGACUUAAAAGCCUUUAACUGGCGCCUUUGUGUGAUUGAUGAAGCACAUCGUCUUAAGAAUAGGAAUUGCAAACUCCUUGAGGGUCUGCGGCAGUUAAAUUUGGAGCACAGAGUAUUGCUCUCCGGAACUCCCCUACAAAACAACAUCAGCGAGCUGUUCUCUCUGUUAAACUUUCUGGAACCCUCGCAGUUCUCCUCACAGGAAGAGUUCAUGUCUGAGUUUGGAAGUCUUCGCACUGAAGAAGAGGUAAAUAAGCUGCAAGCUCUACUAAAACCAAUGAUGUUACGUCGUCUGAAAGACGACGUAGAGAAAAGUUUGGCGCCCAAGGAAGAAACAAUUAUCGAAGUGGAGCUAACUAACAUACAAAAGAAAUACUAUCGAGGUAUACUGGAACAAAACUUUAGUUUCUUGAAAAAGGGGACCACAUCUGCUAAUAUCCCAAACCUUAUGAACACUAUGAUGGAGUUGAGAAAGUGCUGCAUACACCCUUAUCUCUUGAAUGGAGCGGAGGAACAAAUCCAAUAUGAUUUCAAGUCCCAGCAUGGCGAAGAUCCUGAGUCCUAUUAUAAAAAUCUGAUUCUCUCCGCUGGUAAAAUGGUUUUAAUUGAUAAAUUGCUACCCAAACUUAAAGCAAACGGCCAUCGCGUUCUAAUAUUCAGUCAGAUGGUACGUUGCUUGGAUAUCCUUGAAGAUUAUCUGGUGUAUAGAAAGUACCCCUUUGAGAGAAUCGAUGGGCGCAUUCGCGGUAAUCUCCGCCAGGAGGCCAUCGAUCGGUACUCCAAGCCAGGUUCCGAUCGCUUUGUAUUUCUCCUCUGCACCAAAGCUGGUGGGUUAGGCAUUAAUUUAACAGCUGCUGAUACUGUUAUUAUUUACGAUUCGGAUUGGAAUCCACAAAAUGAUUUGCAGGCUCAGGCCCGAUGCCAUCGUAUUGGCCAGAGAAAGAUGGUAAAAAUUUAUCGAUUGCUUUGCAGGAAUACCUAUGAGCGCGAAAUGUUCGACAAAGCUUCCAUGAAACUAGGAUUGGACAAGGCUGUAUUGCAGUCGAUGAACACCCAAGGGUCUAAAGAUGGCAAUAACAAGCAGCUGUCCAAAAAGGAAAUUGAAGAUCUUUUAAAAAAGGGUGCUUACGGGGCCGUCAUGGAUGACGACAAUGCUGGUGACAAGUUUUGCGAAGAGGACAUCGAUUCAAUCCUUAAGCGACGCACUCAAGUCAUUACAAUGGAAUCGGAGAAGGGAUCCACCUUCUCAAAGGCUUCAUUUGCUGCAUCCGGUAACCGGUCGGAUAUUACUAUAGAUGAUCCUGAUUUUUGGACAAAGUGGGCAAAAAAGGUUGACAUUGAUCCCGAUGCUUGCGAAAGGGAUGAAACGGAGGACUUGGUUUUGUCCGAACCCAGAAGACGCACCCAAAUCAAACGCUACGGCCACGAGGAUGUAAUGGAGCUCAAUUCCGAGGAAUCUUCGAAUGAGAAUAGCGACGAGGAGGGAGGAAUAGGACUCCGUUCCCGUCGCCGCAAGGAGAAGCGAGAUCGUGCUCGUGAAAAGAAGGGCAACGAUGAAUACAUUCCUCGAGAACGGGAUGCUUUGGCUGCAUUGGGCUUGGAGGAAAUUCAAUACGGAAACUGGGCCAAGUCUGAGUGCUUUAAAGUGGAGAAGGGACUGCUUUCCUUUGGUUGGGGCCGGUGGUCGGAACUUUUGGAGUUAGGACAAUUCAAACGAGGUUGGCGUGAUGUAGACGUCGAGGAUUGUGCUCGCAUCAUACUUCUUUACUGCCUGCAGGUCUACAAGGGUGAUGAGAAAAUCAAGACGUUCAUCUGGGACUUGAUAACACCUACAGAGGACGGGGAAGUGCAGAAGAUUAGCAGGGAUCAUAGUGGCCUACACAACUUGGUGCCACGAGGUAGGAAUGCCAAAGGUCGCAACGGAGGAAAAUCAAACAAAGAAUCCACAGGAGUGUCUACUCCUGCUCCGGGCUCUGCAUCCGGAAGCAAUAGUGGAAACACAACUCCGGCUCACAAAUCUAGUGCGCUGGAUGGGUCAGAUAAGGACAGCGGCGGCAUAAAUGCCAGCGCCGUGGCCGCGGCGGUCACAAGCAUUCACGAUCCAAAUCACUGGAGCAAGAAGGAGAAAUACGACGCUGAUGCGUACUUGGAAGGCGCCUACAAGAAGCAUUUAGGCAGACACGCCAAUAAGGUUUUGCUGCGCGUGAGGAUGCUUUAUUAUAUUCAACAUGAGGUCAUUGGCGACUUUGUUCAGCAGAUAAAGGACAACACGCCUAUCAGCAGUACGAGGGCCAAGCAGCAGUUGGCACUGAAUCUGAAUUUGGAAAGCGAACUCCCCAUUCGCCCGCCGCCAACGCCAGAUCAAGUGCCAUCUUCAUGGUGGAAUCCCAUUUGUUGUGAUAAGAGCCUGUUGGUGGGAACCUACAAGCAUGGCUGUGAAAUGUAUCGUCAAAUGCGCGCCGAUCCCAAUCUGUGCUUUGUCACCCAUGUGGGCGCCGGUGCGGCCGGUGACGAUCUGGCUGUCACGAGUUUGCCGAUAAACGAAGACGAUGCAAAUUCGAAGCACGAUGAUGGCGACGAGGUGGACGAUGACGGCACUACAACGACCAAAGACUCUGACUCUACCAAACUCACCGGGGGCGAUAACAAGGACUCGCUUCUCGACCCGGAGCGUCCUAGUUCGUCUGGUAAGAGCAGCAGUGAAAAUGGUAGCGGCGGAAACGACAAAACGGAAAGCGAAAAUGAUGCCACAACCGUUUCCGAAUCCUCAUCCAAAUCCGAAGUCUUGCCGGGCAAAGGCAGCGAUCUCGAUGUGUCGGUCGCCCAGCAGGACGCAUUAUCAGCAACUCUUGAAUCGGCAAAUACAUCAGAUCCAAAAAUGAAUAAAAAUGACGCACAAGUCUCAGCCUCUGUUUCCUGCGAUCCGGCCGACUCUAGUUCAUCCGAGGCGGCAGGAAAAGCUCAGGGGACGGGGGUCCAGACUGGCGAUGCCGGAGAAUUGGACAUCGAAUCGGAGAAAAAAGAAAACGAAAAGGAAACCAAGGAGUCAACUGCUGAUGCUCCUGCUGUGGAAGCCAAAAAGGAUAGCGCUGCCAUUGCCCGAGCUGAAGGCGAUAAAACGGAAUCAUGCACUAACAAUGCUACCACAAACAUCUCCACCACCACUACUACUACUACCAUUACCAAUACCACCACCACCACCACCAAUAAUCCAUCAUCCAAAGCGGCUAACUCUAACAACACCACCGACCAUGCUAACUCAAACUCACAUUUAGGCUUGGACGAGGAGGAGAGCGUCGCCGGCAGCUAUCCGCCAACCGUGGCAGCCGUCGAGGACGCCACUACUAUGUGGCCAUCUAUGCAGGACCUCAACACGCGUCUCCGGCGGGUGAUCACUGCCUAUCAAAGGAAUUACAAGAAAGAGGAAUUAAAACUGCAGCAGAAGGCAAAGCUCCAGGCAUUGGUUUCAUCGACACCGCCGCUGUCGGUACCCACCACUCCCACCCUUCAGUCUAUGCAAAUGCAGCUGCAGAGCGGCUCCGGCAGUGGUGGGUCCGGAAUAGGAUCCUCUGCUCAGCACGAUGCCAGUGGCCGGAGUCUUCAGGCGUUGAUGCAAUCGCAGGGGGCCAGCACAUCCGCAGCAGCGGCCGCCGCCGCAUCAGGUGCUGGAGGAUCCUGUAGUGGAUCCGGCCAGGUGGGCAUGGGCGGAGCGGGAGUCAUGCCAGCUAUGCCAACCGCCGCCGACAUAAGCCUAAUGCUCAGCAUACUCAACACCACAGAUGUCAACCAGCUGGCCAACUUGGACAUCAAUAAAUUGGCCAUGUACCUGGUCAGCAUGAACAAUAAAAUGGAGCGACAGGGAAAGAUGGAACUGGCGGCGAAGGAGCGCGAGUCCCAACGUCUGCAGCUCAUUCCAAAAAAAUGGAACCGCCGGGAAGAAUACGAAUUUCUUAGAGUUCUCACUGGGUAUGGUGUGGACCUACACCUCUCAACAUCUAUGGGUUCCACUAAUGGAAGUUCCCUUUCGCCCGACUGGACCAAGUUCAAACAGAUGGCUCAUCUAGAGAGAAAAAGCGAUGAAACACUGACAGACUAUUAUAAGGUAUUUGUGGCCAUGUGUAAACGACAGGCGGGUUUAAAGCUCACUGAAUCGGAGCGCGGCUUAGAAGGCAUCAUCGAAGAAAUCGAAAAGGAACACGCCAAGCUCAUACUGGAUCGCCUGGAAGUUCUUGCCAAAUUGCGAGAAGUCGCUCGGAAUCCCAUGCUUGAGGAACGCUUAAAACUCUGCACCAAGAAUGCGGAUACUCCGGAUUGGUGGGAGCCUGGUCGACACGACAAGGAAUUGAUUACCGCCGUCCUCAAGCAUGGACUUUAUCGCUCCGAAACCUUUAUCUUUAAUGAUCCAAACUUUAGUUUUGGAGAGUCAGAGAAGCGUUUUAUUCGAGAACUAGAAGCUCAGAUUCAACGUACUAUCAAACUGGAGGCUUUUAAUGCUGAAAAGGCGGAGAAGUUAGCGGCAGCUGAAAAAGCUGCUGCAACUGAAAAAGCUGCGGCGACUGAAAAGGCGGCAGCAGAAAAGGCAGCUUCCGUUAAGAAUGAGGUCAUAGACCUUGAUGAUGAGCUCAUGACUAAUGAGAGUGUCAUCAAGAAAGAAUCGACGGUUACUCCCAUAAAAGAAGAAAUUAAAUCUGAAGAGAGUCCUGAAAAGCAGGAUACUGCUGAUAUUCUCGAAGAUAAAAAUUCAGAUGCUGAAGAGAGUACAAAGAUAAAGGAUAAAGCUGAUUUUAAUUCAGAAAUAACGGACAAGGAAGCACUAGACGAAUCCACAAAUUUAAAUAAGGAUAAAUCAAGCACUGAAACAUUUGUACCAGAAAUUGAAGAUAUCAAACCUAGCGAAGAAAAGAUGGAAGUUGAGGAAGUGCCCGUUGCCGAAAAUGGUGAGGAGAAGGAAGGUGCGCCUGAGAAAUGCAGUGAUGCUGAGGAUAAGAAACUUUCCGAAGAAAAACCAAGUUCCCCUGUAGUUCCUGAUGGUAAAGUGUCAGAAAUGGAGGCAGAUGAAGUUGUCUCUAAUACAGAAGAAAACUGUUCUGGGGAAUCGGAAUCGCCCGAAAAGGAAUGUGAAGACAAGGUUGUUGAAAAGGUUGAAGAAGAGAAGGGUGAAAACUCAAAUAAAAAGGCUGAGGAACAAAAAGAAGAAACGGAAAAACUGGAAAAAUCGAGCAUAGAAUCAGAGCCCUCUGAAAAAUCUGAAACUGCCCUCGAACCCGAAGUAGCUGUGCCCAAAAAACUCACUGGCGACCAAGACAUACUCGACCUAGUGGCUGGUCCUUCAGAUCCCGAUGAUGACGAGGUGAUGAAGGAAAAAGAGAAAGCAGUAGAAGAAGAAUGCAAGAAGCAGGCAGCAGAACUUAAAGCCCGCUUUCCGGAUUUGGAAGUAAUUCAACCGGCAACUGUUAAGCAGCAAAAGUUGGAGAAGCCAAAGCUUGAAAUGUGCAUGAUCCGUUGGUUUAAGGAUUUUGCGUUAGAACGCCGUAUUGCGCACAUUGUCGCUUGCGUCGAAUCAGGAAAUUGGCCUGUGGAUAGCAAAUACAGUGCCUUUGCAACCUGCAAGGGGGCCACUGAUCUAAGCAUUGCCCUUCACGAAUCCAUUCCUCACUUGAGCAGUUUGGAACGUCGCUCCACAACACCUGAUGUCAUUACCAUAACGACCGACCAAGGUGUCACAAAGCACUUGCAGACCUCCCACAUGCAGCAAGUUGCCAGCUCGGCGUCCGCUGCAUCCACUUCCUCGGGAGUUCCCCAGGUCACCCAAUCAAAGCCCUCUUCUUCCAACAGUUUGCCUGGCUUGGAUGCCAAAAGCAUUAAUGCUGCUGUGGCAGCGGCCGUUGCGGCAGCUGCGGCAGGUGGAAAUGCCACCUCCCUAUCGUCUCUGCUUCCCGGAAUGUCUCUGAGUGCAGCAACUGGCUCUUCGGCCGGUGGAGUGAGCGGAUUGAGCGUUCCAAGUGCCGGGUCUGGAGUGGGAAAGAAGCGCAAACGACACAUCGCCAUUGACGUGGAGACGGAAAGGGCUAAGCUGCACGCUCUGCUUAACAGUUCUACAAUGGCGCCGAAAGACUGGGAGAGUGAGAUUGCAAACAUGGAGGCCUUAAGUGGCUCCUCUGGUCGUGGUCGAGGUGGUAAUUCUUCUGCUUUGAGUGGCAUGCAGCCGCCCCCAGCUCAUCAACAUGCUUCGCUCUCGCGACAAUCAUCCGGACAGUUCAGCAAGCCAGCUGUCCCCGCCCUGAAGACUCCUCCUCCGUCAAUGGGUGCACCAAUGGACCUUUCAUCAAGCCUGCCUAAAAUGAAUAUGACUGAGAUGCUUAAGUCGGCUUCCAGUUCGGGAGCCAUCGAUUUGAGUGAGGUUCAGGACUUUUCUAUGCCAUCUAAGAAAUCCAGUGUACAUGCUGCUUUAAGUUCCGCUUUUCCCUCGAUGGGAAGCAAGAGCAAAUUAGACGACACGCUUAAUAAAUUGAUGAAGAAAAACAAUUGCACCAUUGAAGAGCCUGUUAUUGGUAAGGAGAAAAAGCGGAAGAAGUUGGACGAGAUUGUGCUCGGCCUAUCGGCGGCUAAAGAACAAAAGACCUUCCCUGACCCAUCGCUACCAUCAUCAAAGAAACCGCAGAUCCCGCCAAGCGUAUCGGUGACUCCAGCAAACCUUCAAUCCUCGUCCAACCAGCAGACAAAUCAGAAACCCUUUACUAUCACUGUUACCACAGUGCCUGGAAAAUCAAAGAGCGGCUCGUCCAACAGCGGAUCCGGCACAGGAGGAAGCUCGUCGGCCAGCGGCGGAGGAGCCGGCGGCAGCGUCUUGAGCGCCCUGCAGAAUAUGUCAAUGGGAGGUCUGUCAUCCAAAGACAGUCUCAAUGCCCUCUUGGCACAGACAAUGGCCACCGACCCUCAGACGUUCCUCAAACAACAGCAAAAGAUGAUGCAGUUCCUUCCGCCCGCUCAACGGAAGGCUUAUGAAAACAUGCUAGCCGAGAUGGAACAAGCCAUGAAGAUCAGUUCAAAGUUUUCAACAAACUCACCCCACGACGUCAAGGUCAACAAGUGGCUUUCAGACAUGACAAGUCCACUGGGUGACCAGCUCAGCAUUGAUUACGUGGGAGGAGGCGGGGCAAGUGGUUCGGGAAGUGGCAAUAGUCGGCGCUCAAACCGCCAGCAGGGAAACUCACAACAAUCCUCAAGUGCAGCCCAACUGCAAAAGCAACAGCAACAACAGCAGCAGCAGCAACAACAGCAACAUUCGAUGCCCGGGCCUCAGAAUUUGACCGGAGAGGAGCCCGUACCAGUGAUCAAUAAACAGACAGGCAAACGCUUGGGAGGCAACAAAGCGCCGCAGCUAAAGAGACUUAUGCAAUGGCUUACGGAGAACCCCAAUUACGAAGUGGAUCCAAAGUGGCUGGAGCAGAUGCAAAAUCCCAUGUCAGCACCGUCCCCAAAGCCCCCAUCAAUGGAGAGCAGCUACGGCUCCUCGGCAGUGAAAUCACAUGGGGGUCGUCCGUCAUCUAAUUCGAGUAACACCUCAUCAUCGUCCCACACCCAACAGCACCAGCAAUCAUCUGCAGCUCAAUCGCAAGCGGGAGGGAACUCAGGCAGCUCCAAGAAAAAUUCACGCCAACAAACUGCGCAAUCAGCUGCACUGGAUCAAGCUGCUUUACAAUUUGGCUCCUUAGCCGGUCUCAAUCCCAGCCUGUUAGCUAAUCUUCCUGGACUGGGCGCAUUUGAUCCCAAGAAUCCUCUUGCUGCAUUUGAUCCAAAAAAUCCCUUGCUAUCCAUGUCCUUUGGAGGAAUGCCCGGAAUGGGUAAUAUUCCUGGACUAGGUAACCUGAACAACAUGAACCUAUUUGCCAGUUUGGCAGGAAUGGGAGGAUUGGGUAAUCUUGCAGGGAUGGACACUCAGUCGCUGGCUGCGCUUAUGGCUGCUGCCGGACCAACUCUUGGCGGAUUAAGUGGUGCAUCCGGAGGAGCGGGAUCCGGCAAGAGCCAGGCGCAGUCGCAAUCAUCCGCCACUUCGUCAUCGUCUUCGGCUAGUAAAAAGAAGCAGCAGCAACAGCAACAACAGGCGCAAAAUGAAGCUGCUCAAUUGGCAGCUGCUAUCAGCGCAAGCACUGCGGGAUCUGGCGCAUCAGGGGGAAAGAACGCAGCUGCUUCUGCAUCACAAUUGGCGGCCGGAUUUCCAUUCCUAUUUCCGAAUCCAUCAUUGCUGUAUCCGCCCAUGGGACUAGGUGGCCUGAAUCCGUAUUCCCUUGGAUCUAGUGGACUUGGUUCCGCAUACGAUCAGUUGGCUCAGCAGUAUAACCUGCUAAAUGGAGCCACUUCCUCGGCCUCAAAUACGAGCUCCACGCAGUCUAAGUCGCAUCAGUCGCAAUCAAAAUCCAGUCAGUCCAGGAAUACCACAGCAUCUGCCAACUCAGCAGCGAGUCUGAUGAAUGCUAUGGCCAGCAUGGGCGGUGGAGCUAGCACAGUAACCACGCCUUCAACUUCAGCAUCAGGAUCAGGACGUGGCAGGCAAUCAAGCAGCAGAAAUCAGUCCCAAACCACACCCACAGCAGCAGACAUGGCUCAACUCAGUAGUCUACUUAUGCCAGGAGCGGAUCCGCAUCUUCUCGAAUCCUUGAGCCGUAUGAGCAACAUGGAUUUGGCGCAGGCAACGCGUCUGAUGAGCUCUCUGGGAAUGCCGCCUCUUUCAGGAACCCCGAGCUCUUCUGGUGGAGGUAACACAUCUACAAGCAAGAGAAGCAGCCAAGCCGCAAAUGAAGCCAACGCUCAGGCCAAGGAACAGCAAAAAUGGUUUGAAAGUUUAGCCCGAGGAGCUCUGCCAACUGAUUUAGCCGCGCUUCAAGCUUUCUCACAAGGCAAAAUGCCAUCAACAUCCGGAUCAAAUACGGGAACAUCCACUUCCUCUAGUAAGAGCUCGAAAGCAGCCGCUGCAGCAGCGGCAGCUCAAUUACCACAAAUUCCUGGCAUGUCCAGCGAUUUCCCCCAGGCAUUUUUAGCUGAAAUGGCUGCACAGGCAAUGGCGGCUGCUGGCGGAUCCCUUCCUCUUAGUGGUCCAGGCUCAUUAGCUAGUUUGGCUGGCUUAACUGGUGGCUCGGCUGGAGGUGGUGGUGGUUCUUCUGCCUCCGGAAGCACUAGCCACUCGUCUUCGAAACGACAGCGUGAGCAGGAUGCCUUUAAGCAACAGAUGGACUAUUAUACCAAGACCUUAGGUCUGGGUUCAGGAAUCUCGCUGAUACCCACUUCCUCGGCGGGAGGAUCAUCUGCAUCCUCUAGUACAGCAAACGCUGCAGCAGCGGCGUAUGCUGCGGCUUUGGACGCAGAGCAACAGCAUCAACAACAGCAGAAGGCGCUUUCCAAACGAUCACGUGGGGAUAUACACCCCACAAAGGAGGAACUGGCCGCUGCUGCCCUUGCGGCAGGCUUACCCCUUAAUCUUGGUGCCAGCAUGAGUAGCAUAGAAAAGAGUCUAAGAGGCGGAAGCAGCUCCAGUAGCAACUCUACACCAGCGCCCAUGUCUGCGGAACAGGAUAAAGUUACAUUGACUCCCCUUAAUGCCUCUGGAGGCGGAUCAGGCUCCUCUUCCAGUUCAGCAGCUGCUGCGGGACUGGCAGCUAAUCUGCCCAGUCAAACUACAAUAACCAUAGCUCCUCCCAUUAGCAGUGGAGCCAGCACUAGCAGCGAGCGUUCCGAACGCUCCGAGUCGCGCAUUUCGCUAACCAUAACAAAUGCAGCAGAUGCCGCGAAGCUACCGCCGCCCUACGAAGAAGCCGAUGAGCUAAUUAUACAGCCCAUACUCAAAAAACCUACCGCUGCCAAUCCAGGCAGUAGUCAUAGCGGAAGCGUGGACGAUCUGGAUACAGCUGAAAAUACUUCAGCUGCUAAUCUAAGUGGCUCAUCCUCCAGUUCUGCGGCAGCUGCGGCUGCAGCUGCAGCGGCGGCUGAAGAGAAUCGACGUUCCUCCAACCGCUUGAAGCGUCCGAGGUCUGGUAACGAACAAGGAUCUGGUUCCGUGGAAGGACAACCGCCUGAGAAGCGACGGGAGUUGCGAUCCACUCGUCAUACACGCUCUUCGGCAGAUGCCAGUACGCUUAAUCUUUCAACUGGAAGCGAAUCGGGAGCGGAGGAACGGAACGAAUGAGUAUUGCGCAGAUCCGAGCGCCAGCGCUAGCAGAAUGACACGGCCCAUCCUAAGGGCCGGAGAAAAUCGCGUAGAGAAGAAGCCAACACGGCCAAUACAUACAAGUCACCGGAGCAGAAAAUCAACGACAGAAAGAUGAUGAGAAACCAGCUGCAGAUGCGGAUGCAAACGAGAUCGAGGCGAAAUUUAAAUGCUAGGUUAACUGUUACCACUAGAUCCCUUAAGCUUAAAGUUGUGUAAAGUAUAAGAACCAUAUAUAAUCUAUAUAUAGAGAUUAGGAGCCAAUUUGGAGAAAACGGAUUUGGGUUUGUCUCAACGCCAUACAGUUCGACACUGCUGCAACUCCGUCUGAACUGGAGGGCAGAGCGCCUUACCCAUGGCUUACUCAAGUUUCAUCUGCUGCUUAUAUGGUGCUUGAUAAGUCAAUAGUGUCCCUUACUCUGGCUGCUUAAUUAUUCAUAAAAUUACGAUCAUAAUUAAAAAGCGCUUAUAAUUUAAUUGUAACAAGAGAAACAAAGUGCUGUUGCACGACGAGGAUUUUCCGUUUAAAUUAUUGCUAACACAUAUAAUUGAUAAGCGACAGAAAAAUGUUUAAACAAAACACUAUCCAUACAUAAAAUGUAGAGACACAUAUACUUGGGUUUCUGGCGCUGUCCUGGCACAUGCAGUCUCUAUACAUAUAUGAUACCUGUACAUAAUUCAUAAUCUUAAAAUGACUCGCAUGUCUUAACUGUUUUUAAUAUAGUAAGGCACCAUGUAUUCGCCUCAUACUAAACCAUUUUCCACACUUCCACCCCCAAUAUGUUGUAUACUGAACUCUCUAUUCUCUAUGUGUGUCCCCGAAAGCGACGUGUAAUUUUUAUCAUUUUAAUUUUGUAAUUAGUAAAUGUGAAAGGAAUGUAAUGCUAUUGGCGCAAAUCAAUCUUUCAAGCGUAUAUUUUAAACUCUUGUAUUUGUAAUUCGUAUGUUUUAUUAUACACUUGUGUGUCCCAAGAACCACAGACACCAACAUGCAAGUCCUGGCGCGUAACUAACAGGUGGGAAGUGUUUAUUGAAAAAUAGAAUUUUUUAAUUAAAUCAAUUUUGUUGUAAUUGAGAAGCCCGAGAAUAUGAAUCUUGCACGCUUGAUGAGCAGCAAUGCAAUAUUUAGAUCAUUUUGUAUAAUUAUUCAGCUGAGUAAAUGAAUUAUGGACAAAUUUGAUCCGCACUUUACGAGAACAAUUUAUUUUGAUACAUUAACAAGGCACACAAAAAAAGAAAGCAAAACAAACAACCAACAUAUAUUGCAUAUUUAAUUUGUAAGUAUUACUCGUAAUAAAAAUUAUUAUAUAACUGCAGAACAACAAACAAAAGCAACAUCAACCAGAAGAAGCAACAACAGCAAGUAACACCCAAGCAUCAACUAUUGAUAUUGAUGAUAAAUAAAUAUAUAAAAAAUAAAUUUUAAAAAUUA
Drosophila simulans is the source of this 18694-nucleotide messenger RNA. RefSeq names its product mucin-19 (gene kis). Gene Ontology annotation, molecular function: DNA binding; ATP-dependent chromatin remodeler activity; histone binding. Gene Ontology annotation, biological process: regulation of gene expression; chromatin remodeling. The record is from RefSeq and is a predicted model, not a curated record. Gene Ontology annotation, cellular component: nucleus; chromatin. NCBI's taxonomy places the organism in Eukaryota, Metazoa, Arthropoda, Insecta, Diptera, Drosophilidae. The coding region runs from base 601 to 17241 and encodes 5546 amino acids. The transcript is spliced from 18 exons.